AUGGGGGGGUUUGCGUUCCUGCCGAGGCCCUCGGCUAAGUAUUAUAGGGAGCUGGCGGGGCGGGUGGGGAGUUUGAUGAGUGAGGAGGAGACGGGCGAGUAUGAGGAGUUGGGGAUUCUCGUGGAUGUGGACGCUGGGGGCGUUCUGCUGCAGAUCUUCACAGCGCACAUUGGGGACAGACCCACAGUCUUCAUUGAGAUUCUUCAGAGGAAGGGAGUGAGCAAGGGCCUCAAGGCCGUCCCCCUGCAGCAGUUCCCUCGAGGGGGCUGUGGAGGGUUCGGCACGGGCAACCUGCUGGAGCUCUUUCGAUCACUCGACACAGUUCAAAGGGGGUGA
Closterium sp. Naga37s-1 is the source of this 336-nucleotide messenger RNA. The record is from the annotation of a GenBank genome assembly. NCBI's taxonomy places the organism in Eukaryota, Viridiplantae, Streptophyta, Zygnematophyceae, Desmidiales, Closteriaceae.